Molecule: messenger RNA, 1668 nt
Organism: Hansenula ciferrii
Lineage: Eukaryota; Fungi; Ascomycota; Saccharomycetes; Phaffomycetales; Wickerhamomycetaceae
Gene: INV4
Product: Invertase
Exons: 1
Coding region: 1-1668 (555 amino acids)
Biological process (GO): sucrose catabolic process
Cellular component (GO): fungal-type vacuole
Molecular function (GO): sucrose alpha-glucosidase activity
Source: RefSeq, a predicted model, not a curated record
AUGAUUCAGCCAAGUUCGUUGCUUUUGAUACCCUUAAUAGCAUUCUUUCUCCAGUCAGUUAAUGCUUUGAAAGUUAAUAAAGAAUAUAAUAGACCACAGUUCCAUCUAACACCUGAAAAAGGUUGGAUGAAUGAUCCAAAUGGUCUUUGGUAUGAUAGAAAGGAUAAGUUAUGGCAUGCAUAUUAUCAACAUAAUCCAAAUUCAACUGUUUUUGAAUCACCAAUUAGUUGGGGUCAUUCAACUUCAAAAGAUUUAAUCAAAUGGGAAUACAAAGGUGUUGCUAUUGAAGCUGAAGAAGAAUACAAGGAUAAUCAAGGUAUUUACUCAGGUUCAGUUGUUAUCGAUAGACAUAAUACUUCAGGUUUUUUCAAUAAAUCACAAGAUCCAGAACAAAGAGUUGUUGCUUUAUAUACCCUAAAUACCCCAACAGCACAAACUCAAGAACUUGCUUAUUCAGUUGAUGGUGGAUUUUCAUUCAUCAAAUAUGAAAAGAAUCCAAUCAUUGAUGUCCAUACUACUCAACAACGUGACCCAAAAGUUUUUUGGCAUGAGGGAACUGAAAAAUGGAUUAUGGUACUUGCUAAAGCUCAAGAAUAUAAAGUUGAAAUUUGGUCUUCUCCAAAUUUAAAAGAUUGGGAAUUUGAAUCUUUCUUCACUAGUGGUAUUUCAGGUUAUCAAUAUGAAUGUGCAGGUAUAUUUGAAUUACCUAUUGAAAAUCCAAAGAGUGAUGAUCCAGAUACAAAGUGGGUUUUAGUCUUAGCUGUUAAUCCAGGUGCUCCAAUGGGUGGAUCUGUCAAUCAAUAUUUCAUCGGUGACUUUGAUGGUAAAGCAUUUUAUGCAAAUGAUCAUGUUACAAGAAUCCAAGAUUAUGGUAAAGAUUAUUAUGCAUUCCAAUCAUUUGAAAAUACAGAUUCAGAAGAUGGUGCUAUUGGUCUCGCAUGGGCUUCAAACUGGCAAUAUGCAAUUGUGGUUCCAGCUACUAACCAUAGACAUUCACAAUCUUUGGCAAGAAAACAUACAUUGAAAUAUGUUAAUGUCAAUCCUGAGAACAAUCAAUUGGUUCUUGUUCAAACUCCAGUUCUUGAAACUAAAGAAACCAAGAAAAACUCAAGCUUGAAAAGUUGGGAAGUUAUCAAUCAAUAUGACCUAGAAGAUACCAACUUAACAUCUGAAACUUUUGUUGCUACUGAUUUCAAUAGUGAAAGAAAUUCAUCAGGUGUUUUAGAUUUCAACUUAACUUUCACAGUUGCUCCAGAAUCUGCAGAUUAUUUUGUUAUUAACAUCAAUUCACAAAUUGUUCAAGGUACACAAGAAACUAUUCAAGCUACAUUUGAUCCACAACAAACAACUUGGUUCAUUGAUCGUUCUACUCAAAAUGAUUUCCAAAGAAAAACUCCAUAUUACCAAGAACGUUCAUCUGUAUAUCAUCAAUAUGCAAGUAAGGAUGAUGAUGACAUUAAAACCUAUCAUGUUUAUGGUAUUGUUGAUAGAAAUAUUUUGGAAUUAUACUUCAAUAAUGGUGAAAUGACUGCUACAAAUACCUUCUUCUUUAGCCAAAAUAAAAUUCCAAGUAGUAUUUCUAUUGCUACUGAUACUGAAGAGGAGGUUUUUACUAUUGAAUCAUUAACCAUUAGGGAAUUGGGAUUUAAAUGUGGUUGCGAGAAAUAA